Varanus komodoensis (Komodo dragon) is the source of this 6081-nucleotide messenger RNA. RefSeq names its product solute carrier family 9 member A6 (gene SLC9A6). Gene Ontology annotation, cellular component: recycling endosome; membrane. The record is from RefSeq and is a predicted model, not a curated record. Gene Ontology annotation, molecular function: sodium:proton antiporter activity. Gene Ontology annotation, biological process: proton transmembrane transport; regulation of pH; sodium ion transport. The coding region runs from base 169 to 1959 and encodes 596 amino acids. The transcript is spliced from 16 exons. Lineage: Eukaryota; Metazoa; Chordata; Lepidosauria; Squamata; Varanidae.
CCCGGCGCGCUGGAGGAGGAGAUCGUGUCCGAGAAGGCGGCCGAGGCGAGCCACCGGCAGGACAGCGCCAACCUGCUCAUCUUCAUCCUGCUGCUCACCCUCACCAUCCUCACCAUCUGGCUGUUCAAGCACCGCCGCGCGCGCUUCCUGCACGAGACCGGCCUGGCCAUGAUCUACGGUGUCCUGGUGGGAGUCGUCCUGCGCUAUGGCAUCCACAUCCCCAGCGACAUCAGCAACGUGACCUUAAGCUGCCCAGUGCAGACAACCUCUGCAACUUUGUUGGUGAACCUCAGUGGAAAGUUCUAUGAGUACACCCUAAAGGGGGAAAUCAGCUCCCGCGAACCUCAUAAUGUUCAAGAUAAUGAGAUGCUCCGAAAGGUGACAUUUGAUCCAGAAGUGUUCUUCAACAUCUUACUCCCGCCAAUCAUAUUUUAUGCGGGAUACAGCUUGAAAAGGCGGCAUUUCUUCAGAAACCUGGGAUCCAUCCUGGCAUAUGCGUUUCUUGGAACGGUGAUUUCCUGUUUAGUGAUAGGAUCCAUCAUGUACAGCUGUGUUGCGCUGAUGAAAGUCAUGGGACAACUGGGAGGAGACUUCUACUUCACGGAUUGCCUGCUUUUCGGAGCCAUCGCCUCAGCGACUGAUCCAGUGACUGUGCUCGCCAUCUUCCAUGAGCUCCAGGUCGAUGUUGAACUCUAUGCCCUCCUUUUUGGGGAAAGCGUCCUCAACGACGCCAUUGCCAUCGUUCUGUCCUCAUCCAUUGUAGCUUACCAGCCAGCAGGAGACAACAGUCACACCUUUGACGUCACAGCCAUGUUCAAAUCCAUUGGGAUAUUCCUGGGGAUAUUUAGUGGCUCAUUCGCCAUGGGAGCUGCGACGGGAGUCGUCACUGCUUUGGUUACCAAAUUCACCAAACUCCGUGAGUUCCAACUGCUGGAAACUGGUCUAUUUUUUUUGAUGUCGUGGAGUACUUUUCUGCUGGCUGAAGCAUGUGGUUUUACAGGUGUCGUAGCAGUGUUGUUCUGUGGGAUCACGCAAGCUCACUAUACCUACAACAACUUAUCUGUAGAAUCUCAGCACAGAACCAAACAGCUGUUUGAGCUGCUUAAUUUCUUGGCUGAAAACUUCAUCUUCUCCUACAUGGGUCUUACACUGUUCACCUUCCAGAACCAUGUAUUCAAUCUGACGUUUGUGGUGGGGGCUUUUCUGGCGGUGUUCCUGGGCAGAGCUGCAAACAUUUACCCGCUCUCUUUCCUGCUUAAUUUGGGGAGAAGAAACAAGAUUGGGACAAAUUUUCAACACAUGAUGAUGUUUGCUGGCCUUCGAGGAGCCAUGGCCUUUGCCCUGGCCAUUCGGGACACGGCCACCUACGCGCGGCAGAUGAUGUUCAGCACCACGCUUCUGAUCGUGUUUUUCACCGUCUGGGUGUUCGGCGGAGGCACCACUGCCAUGCUCUCGUGCCUGCACAUCAGGGUUGGUGUGGAUGCCGACCAGGAGAACGUGGGUGUGCCGGAAAAUGAAAGGAGAAGCACCAAAGCUGAGAGUGCGUGGCUGUUUCGGCUGUGGUACAACUUCGACCACAACUACCUGAAGCCUCUCCUAACUCACAGCGGCCCUCCUCUCACGACCACCCUCCCAAGCUGCUGUGGGCCCAUCGCAAGGUGCUUGACAAGCCCCCAGGCGUACGAGAAUCAGGAGCAGCUGAACGACGACGAUUCAGACCUUAUUCUGAACGAUGGAGACAUCAUUUUGACGUAUGGAGAUUCCACCGUGAACACGGAUUCUUUGACAUCUGGUGCCUCCAGAAGGGUGGCAGGAAAUGGUUCUGAGGACGCCUUGGACCAAGAACUUGGCUUUGGAGACCAUGAACUUGUCAUACGGGGUACGCGCCUCGUUCUCCCCAUGGAUGACUCAGAACCUCCCUCAAAUGUCGUGGACAAUGCCCGACAUGGUCCAGCAUAAGAUCCGUAGCUUGAUUUGGCCGAUCGUCAAAAUUCAAUCCAGUCCACAUAUGAUCAUGAAGAAAAAUGUACUACCUACAACAAAAACCUACUGCAUGUCUCAGAAUGUCUAAGCUGUAUAAAUAUUUAUUUAUUUAUAUGGUGUCAGGAGAAUAUAACUAUCUGUACGAGACAAUUUGUAGAGAGCAAGCUCUUAAUUGCAUCUGUUUAAAAACAAGACACAAACUCAUGGAUUGCACUGCAUAGCAGUGGAACUGUUGAGAACAAAUUCUGCUAUGCUGAGGAGUGCGGGAGGAGAAGAGAAAGGAAUGGCAGGAAACAAUGGCUUUUCUGUUGGUUUUGAUAGGUCGGCAGAAAAGAGGGAGAGGAGAAGAUGGGUUACUUUCCUAUGUCUGUUCCAGCUUUAGCUAGCCCAUCAUUCAGCUGCCCAAGAGGGCGCCUGUAGAACGUGACUAGUUUAGAAUCUUGAAGUUUUAGUUUGAAGCACAUCCAUAAAAUUUGAUAUUAGAGAUCUGGACAAAAUUAAUCUCCUGGUCUCUGAUUUUGCUUUAGGCUUCCCAAGCAGCCGUCUUCACUUAGGAUGGGUUGCUAAGAUGCUUUCAUGGAAAUGCAGUGCUUAAAUCCAGUCGUCACUUGGCUAAUUGUUGGUGGUUUGUUGGCAUUUGCCAUUUGCAACUCCAUUUGCAUGGAAAGGUCACAUUAUAAGCCAGAGGUGAUUCUUACAAAGUCACUUCCUUUGAAUUUGUAUGUACUUUGAGGGUGAGUUUGUUUGGUUUUGAUUUCUCAUGCCUUAGUCAGGUUUUGUGUUAUGGUGCAGUCAAAGCCGGUAGAGUUUGCUUUCUCAUAUAGAGGAUUAAACAGUGUUUUUAGACAGGCCGGGAGAAUAUGAAGAGGUUUCUGGGCUCCUCUUUAGCUUCUAGUUGAGCUUCUGUACCUUUCUGGUACGUAAAUUUUUCUUCUGGCAGCAUAGCUGCUAAGAAGACCAGUUGAAGUUAAUUGUUGGGUGCAGUUCCAUGCUACAUCAGGGAGUCCACACAGUGUGAAGUGUUCAUGCAGAGUUUUGAGACUCUGUGCAGGUUUUAAAAGAGACAUUUUAGAAUAUUAGGUGGUACUGAAAGGGAGUUGUCUGUCCGUCCAUCUUGUAUAGUUGCACUUUUGUUUGGUAACUUCUUCGCAUGCUUUGUGUGUCUAUAAAGAAAGAAGAAACCUUUGGGUUUUGUUCUGGCAUCUGUUUACAGUUAAAUGAGAAAUAUUUUGUACCCUUUUGCCAUGGUUUCUUGACUUAUUUUUGCCCAAGGACGAGCACUGAACAAUUUGCUGAUUGUACACCCAGUGUAUUCACCUUGACUUUGCAGUGGGGAUCUUCGUUUGAUGGUGCAGUGGGUGGUUUGGAGAAGCAAAGAAUUCUGAUUGUUAUGUUUUCUUCAGAGAAAACAGAUGCUGUUCGAAACCUUUCCAUGUACAGUUCUUACUUUCCUUUCAAAGUAAUCAUUCAUAGAUUUUCUCACAGUUCCUGUAGGGCUGUUAUUAAUGCAACCCAAUGCUUUGGUCCCCCUAGAGGAUGGAGAAGCCCAGACUGGAUUGGUGGAACAUCAUCUUUAGGAAAGAUUGAAGGGACCUCAGUGAUCGUCUUUCAGAUUUUGGGGUUGUUCAUCAUUACUUUUCCAGGGGGAAAUUUCAACCCAGAAUGUGUGCUUGGCCUGUACACAGAUUGGGUGGCCAUGGAUCUGUGUCUCAAAUAAAUGAGCUCUUGUCCAGUUCACUUGCUAUUUUCUCCAUUUGGCAGGAGUUUACAUCUUGCUCCAAGGUCAGGUUUCUCCUUAGAAAAUAGAAAGCGAACAGACCUAGCACUUUUCACCUUUGCAAGAAUAGGGCCAUCACUUCAUUUAGGGCUUUUGUCAGAGAAUGAUUGUCCCAGCCUUUCCUGCACUUAGUGGGAUUAGAGAAACACGGGGAGGUGUAAUAUAUACGUAACAGCCAAGAGAAGAAAUCACGUUUCCUUUUUCUUUAAAAGGUCUUAUGUUUUCAGGUCAAAAUUACAUGCCUUAAGUAUACUUCAGUGCAAUUUUCUGGGACCACAAGAUCAUAGGCUCCUUCCUCCUAAGAAUUCAGGAUUCCGGCCAAGGGUGGCUGGUUUGCGAGCGCCCUCCCAUUGAAGGGGAAUCCCUCAAGAACAACCCCAGAUGGUCUGUUUUACUUGGGAGAAGCAGGGCUGCCAGUGCAUCCAGGAAACGUCAGCUUCUUUUGUUGUGGUUGCGGUUGUUGCAGGAUUAUUUUCUUUUUAGUACCAUUGUGUCUUUUGUUUUUCCUGCUAUGCAGGAAUUCCAUGGAGUGCGUAUGUGCGUAUGUGUGUUUUAUAUGAUGUCUGUAUCUUAAUGUCAGAUGUUAGAACAAUAAUAAUAAUUAUAAGAAUAAUAAUAGGAAAAUAUUUACGAAGGUUUUUACACCAUUUGUGUACAUUUGAUUUCUCUUGUUUAAAGCUUUUCCAAACAAGAAAGAAUGAUGCCCCUCCUUCCUGUUUUCUUUUUUCUUUACAUGUUGUGCAACCUGAUGGCUGGUAGCCAGGGUUGCAAAAGGUCCCCACCCCAUCCCGGGGAGUGCCAUCAGGUGACAAGUCCCAUCCCCCCAUUGAUGGAAGCUUGCUUAUUCUGCGAAGGGGUGUGGCACCAGGUGCGAUGAUGGUUGGGCCUCGCUCAUGCAAGUUUUUCUGUCCCCGACAGGUGGGAGCAGCAGCUCCUGGGCUCCCACUGGCCUCCCGCCCUUCUCAGAGCAGAAGCUAGAAGGACCCAGGAUGGGGCCACAUCCCAUUCCUGACUUUUCUUGGCAUGUUGCCCAUCAUGGAUCAAAGUUGCCCAGGUGCAUCUAGUACAGUGUUGAGUUGCAGGUUGCUGUCUGAGGAAGGGGAGGCUGAGGAGUGUUCACCAGGCCAAGGAUGCCCUCGUUUCAUCAGGGCACAAAAGUGUCCCUGGUGGUUCCUGCCUUUGUUUCCAGGGCAAAGCUCAGUGGCCCUCGUGAGGUGCAAAUGUCACCUGCUGGCUAUUGUGCAGCUCUUGGGGAUGAAAAUUCCCUGUACAAGGAGCAGCAUCCUCAUGCUAGGAAUAGCUUUGUGCCUACAAAAGGCAGGCAGGCAGGCAGGCAGGCGUGUCCCUAGAAUGCAAAAGAGUAGUCAGUCAUAUUGUUCCUUCAGAGGCAUUUCCCCACAUGAUGGCAGUUGAAUGUACGGCAUUCCCCUCGGAGCAUUCCUCGCCCUGGCCCAGAAUCUGAGCAAAUCCGCACUGCGUCUGUCACUGAAUUCUGAAAAACAGUUCUGGACUUGCGCUCGGAACCUUCUCGGUUCACUCCCGACCUGCUCCUUUCUACAGACUGAGCAGCUGUGCGUAACCAAAAUCCUGCCGCUCAGUGGACCCUCUUCUUGCACAGUUGUACCCGCCCCGCGUCUGCUGUGGCACAUUGCAGUCGACAUGCGGUUGUUAUUCCGACCUCUGAUGCCAAGCGUUGUUCUAACUGCUUAUUGAAUUCAUAUUCUGUUUGUCAGGGUGGUUGUUUUGAUCUUACACUUUAAUGCAUGUGAAUAACAAAGGAAGAUUUUUAACAUGGGAACUAACAUCUAACAAUCACCCAAGACUCAUCCCUGCUUUGCCAGAAAUAACUAACUAGGAAUUGUUUACUAAUUGCUUCGAUGUUACGGAAGAGCAUCUGCUGUGCUUCAUUUCUCCAAAGGGUCUUUUACACCCACGGUUCUUAAUGACCUCAAAUGCAAGGGUGGAAAUUUAUUACCUCCCAAGUCUGGGCAUAGGCCCUGAAAGAUUGAGUCUGUAUAUGAGUUAUAGACUUGAUAAAAGUUCAGGAGAACUCUUCCCUUGAAAUACUCUGCUCCGUAAAUAGAGCAGCCAACUUUUUCUGCACCAAAUGGCACUGCAGGUCAAGUUCUGGUUCACUCUACUUAACCGUUGGAAUUGUCUGUUUUUAUGGUAUUAACUGCUGUAGUUGUGAUGUUAUUGUAAUUAUAUACUUAAGCAUAAUUGCACCUUUUUUGGUUUCUGAUGACUAAAUCUUUUAUUGUUACAUGCACUGUGAAAAAAAAAGAAUCAUGGGCCUAUAAAAACAAGUUUGUUUCUUUGAA